Opisthorchis viverrini is the source of this 972-nucleotide messenger RNA. RefSeq lists its product as hypothetical. Lineage: Eukaryota; Metazoa; Platyhelminthes; Trematoda; Opisthorchiida; Opisthorchiidae. The record is from RefSeq and is a predicted model, not a curated record. The transcript has 6 exons. Bases 1 to 972 code for a protein of 323 amino acids.
AUGCGAGCCGUUGGUUGUACACAUCCGACCACACCCUAUGUGACGCACCAGGUUUACGAACUUCACCCACAUCAUAUGAAGUUAUACUCAUGCUCGCGUAAUUAUCAAGCACCAAUGGACACCCCUCUUCACAGUUCACACAAUCAAUCGGCACGAAACUCGGCCCAAACACACACUCGUGUGCGCAGGACGGGAAGUCAACCGAGCUUCAAAAGUCACCACGGACAACUACGAAACACAUGUAACAGCCGUACUGCAGAGAAGACACGUUCCAUCGUCCGGAGACCAAAGAACUCUCACGGCAUCACAAAUCCAGAAACAGUGAUGUCAGAAAAUACACUAUUUCAGUCUCCGUGUCCAUUUAAUAGGUCCCGGGGCUGGACCGCUGCCCAAAUAUUUUAUAAAAGACGGGAAUCUAGACAGGUUCCCUAUGAAGCACCUAAAUUGCGAGUCUCCAACGCAAAUGGCAAUGUGUUUUGGAAGGAUCAGAAUCGUCAUCCUUUCACUGGGCCAGAGAUGCACACGGCCAAUCAGCCCAUAGUUGACGAACGGUAUGGUGGUCUACCGCCUCUAACCAGGAAAUCACAUCUUCCCCGUGUUAAUGAUGUGGCAAGACCAUUUGAUUUAAAUAUCACCAAACAACUUUACAGGUACUGCAAAGAAACACUAAACUACGGUGAAAUACACUAUGACACUAAAAUGCAGACCACCGUGAAGAAUGACAAUGAAUGUCCACCUGCAGAAACACCAACUCCGGUUGCAUUUUCACAAAUACUGGGUGCAGCAGAAAGGUACGCGCAUACCCCUGCGUUCUACUUGAGCCCAAAUUUCAGAAAAUUUUCAAAAUACACUCAAUUGAGAACAAGUUUGGCUUUGUGGGACACUCAACUGGAAAACAUUACAGACGAGAUAUCCAGUUGGGCUCCAAGUACCAUGGUCGAACCACCACGAGCCCCGGACGGGAAAGAAUAG